Molecule: messenger RNA, 2127 nt
Organism: Colletotrichum scovillei
Lineage: Eukaryota; Fungi; Ascomycota; Sordariomycetes; Glomerellales; Glomerellaceae
Product: RNA recognition domain-containing protein 2
Exons: 12
Coding region: 1-2031 (676 amino acids)
Molecular function (GO): RNA binding
Source: RefSeq, a predicted model, not a curated record
AUGGCCCAAAACCAUGAGAGCGUCAUGUUUAACCCUUCUUCGCCUCACUCCUCUGUCGGCGCUGCUGAUUCCUUCAAGGGAACGCCUGACACAAGGUUGACCGCCUUCUCUCCGGAGGAAAGCGCCACGAGAUCCUCCCGUCUUCUCAAAUCAAUUGCACAGGCCUCGCCAGAGACCACUCCCUCGAGAUUUCCCUCGAGCGCCUUUGGCAGUGUCUUGUCUAGUGCCGAGAAGGACCCUUUCAUCACUACAAGUUCAAACACUAGCCAUCAGAAGCUGUCGCCGACUGCCUCUACUUUCCAGCCCUUCUCUUCACCACUGGACAAGAACGCUGAAUUCGCAAUUCUCGACCGAGACAGGCAAUCAGCUUCCAGCGUCUUUCCGACUGGAGUUAGGAAUGUCGGUGAACUCUCGGAAUGUCUCAUAAUCGGCUCCCAAAACCGAAACCUUGGCAUCACCGAUCUGAAUACUUGUCUCAUGAAACUCCAGCGACUUGGUCUCUCUCUCCAAGAACCGCGACAGAUCUUUCACAGAGGAGGGCGAAUCUCCGUUCAGUUCAACGAUAUACGUGACGCCGUUUUGGUCCACGACAACGUUUAUCGAGUUGAGGCUGACUUUGAAAUCGACUAUCUGUCAAAUGUUGACUUUUCAGAGCUUGCCAUUAGGAACAGAGUCAAGUCUGGAGCUUGGGUCGCCGUUGUUGCCCUGGCCAUUCCUCCCUGUCCACUCGACGUUAUCCGCACCGAAGCAGUACUCAAGCGCAUGCUGCAGUCCCGGGGCCAACUCUCGGCAUACCAUGCUCAGCAGAGCAAUGAUCCUUCGGUAUACAGAGCCAUCAUUCAGUUCAGUGACCAGGCCGAAGCUGCUACAGCCGUGGUCGUGAUCAACAACAUACUUGUCGAAGGGAUCCAUAUCACCCUGUCGCUUUUGGAUGAAAACGAGAUUCCUUAUGCGACCCAAGAUCCUCAAGACGGCCCGACCGACGACCACAGCCCAGCCACGCCUAGGCACGAUCUGACAAGUGCCCUUCAUGCACUUUCCCUCUCCAAGCAAGCUAAUCAGAUGCCUCUCAUGCCUCAGGGAGUGUCCAUGCCCGUGCCUGGAUCUCCAUACCCCCCUCUCGGUAUCCAGGUUUCCCCUCUGGCGAUGUGGCCCAUCUUGUGCCAGCCGCAGUUUCAGCCAAGUACAGCAUACGUCCUGAAUGGUGGCCAGCGCCUCUCGCCGCCUACGUCUACAUCCAACUCAGCGAGGUAUCAGCUCACGAACCAUCUCUUCUCACAGCCUUCACCGGUCAUGCCAAUGAUGGGGUCAAUGUCUCCUGGCACGAGAGCCGAGCCCCGGAGGCAGAAUGCAGCUAGAGUCAACAGAUCGCCCUAUUAUAAUAUUGCUAGCCACCAUAACCACGUCGAUGUGAACCGCAUCCGUGAAGGAACAGAUGUUCGCACCACGAUCAUGCUUCGCAACAUUCCGAACAAAGUAGACCAAGCAAUGCUCAAGCGGAUCGUUGAUGAAUCUAGCUGGGGCAAAUAUGACUUCAUGUAUCUCCGGAUUGAUUUCGCCAAUGACUGCAAUGUCGGAUACGCUUUCAUCAAUUUUGUGGACCCGUUGGACAUCAUUGAUUUCGUCAAUACCAGAGGUAAUCAGAGAUGGAACUGUUUCAAGAGCGACAAGGUCGCUGAGAUUUCCUACGCCACCAUUCAGGGCAAGGAUUGUCUUGUCCAGAAGUUCAGAAACAGCUCCGUAAUGCUCGAAGCGACGCAUUAUCGUCCCAAGCUGUUCUACACCUCCAACGGGCCCGUCCCAGAGCUCGCGGGAGAGGAGGAGUCCUUUCCAGAGCCAGACAACCAGUCGAAGAUGAAGCGAAGCUGCGAAAAUGCAGAACACGUUGGGCUUUUCACACCCAACGCUGGACAGCAUUUCCGCGACGAGCAACGCCGCAGACGCUCGCAGUAUGACCGAGGUACCAGAUUGGCCGCCCUCGAAGAACAUGACUUCGAAGCAUCUACGCAGCCAUACAUGUAUCAUGCUUAAGGUAGUGGGUGGUGGAAUUUGGAAGGCAGUUUCAAGGGAUAAUGCAGGUCGAAUGAAAGUACUGGCAUCGCAAUACUACUAAGGGGGAAUUGGGAC